Periconia digitata is the source of this 1416-nucleotide messenger RNA. Lineage: Eukaryota; Fungi; Ascomycota; Dothideomycetes; Pleosporales; Periconiaceae. The record is from the annotation of a GenBank genome assembly.
GGGACGCUUCCUCAAGCAUCGCAAACAAUGUCUCGAUCAACCUCCUACUCUUCUUCCAGCGCGUCGCACGGUGGGCUGUCCUUUCCCAUGUUGAACGAACACUUCCACACCUUGCCACCUACGUUGGGUGCGACGACCGAGGCCCGGUUGCAACAGCAUCGCCGCCGGCUUUCCUUACGUGACUCCAGCCUAGUGAUAUCUACCGCCUUGUCGGGCACGGCAUGGUUAGCCACAGCAACAAUGACCGACAUCGUUUUGUACGAUUUGAACAGCCAAGAUCGUACCCAAGAUUUCAAGCCCCAGCGCGAGAUCCCCAUCAAGAUGGACUCCAAAUACGAAAAGAUUCGCGCAAUCGCUAUUUCUGAUCAUCUUCUUGCUGUUGUGACACAUUGUCGUCUGCUAGUCUACGAAUACGCCCAAGACGGCGAAGAGAACCUGGUAGAUGAUGUGCGCAUCGACGUGAAUCAAAGCUGGACCCCCAAAUCUGUGGCCAUCUUGCAAGCCAAAUACUCUUCCAACAUACCGCAAACCGAUGUAGCUUGCAUCGCUGUCGGUGGCGAAGGGGUGAAUGGUGUGAAGCUUUUCAAAUUCUCCAAAGCGACGUGCUGGACUGCCCAUCGCAACCAUCGCAUCAUCUUGAAAUGCCAUAGCGCCACCAGUUCAAUUCGAGAUGUGGGGUUUUCGCAAUUCAUCCACGCAAAUCGUUUCGUGGUUUUCGGGGUGACAUCUGAUAACCGCAUCAUGUGUUGGGAUGUUUGUUCGGAUGGGUCUUCAGCUCCAACAGUUCUACGUGGCUGGGUAGUCGACAGUGAUGCAGGGCGCAGCUCCCUCUCACAUAGAGCAGAGAUAACAUCUGUUUCCAUCUUUGAUUCCCCAUCUGGCCGACCGUACCUCUUCUGCGCGGUGAACCAAAAACACGGAUCACAACAGCUACGGAGCUGCGUGGUACCUUUGAACAGAGAGUCGAUCAACCUUUGUUCGGACGCAGUAUCCUUGCCUAGCCAAGUGGCUGGGAGACACGUACUUGCCGGUGCCGUAUCUAGCAAUGGCCGUUUCCUUGUUACUGUGCAGGAAAACAGUAUGAAGCUGUCAACACUCCGAGGAGCGUACCAGGGAGGAGUCACGUGCCUCGAAAGUCAUCUGGACUGGCAUUCCCCUCUAAAAGGGACCGCCAAGGACAUGACUGGAAUAUCGCUGUUUCUCAAAGAAGGCCAGAGUCGCCUUGAAAUUACGGCAGUGGACGGGCGAGGCCAUCUGUCAUUCGCAACAAUCAGCACGCCCUGCGUGCCGAUUUCUCAAUCUUUGUCACUGGGACCCCGAUUGCGCAGAAUGACUCCCGAGCUAGCCGCCGAACCGAUCAUCAGAGAGCUGGAUGGCGAGGGCAUGGCAGACGAGAUUGUAGUUCGCCUUGGCUAA